AUGACGUCAUCUUGCAAUAAAACUUGCCACGCCGCUGAUUGGGGUUAUAACGAUCUGAUUUGCUUUGGAUCUUGUAAUUCAGUUUUGGUUUAUCAACCAGAGGGAGGAGAUAAUAAGCCAUGUGAAAUAUUAGAAUCUAUACCAGGUCAUACUGAUAGAGUUAAUUGUGUUCAGUGGAUUCAAAACUCCAGUCAUAAUAAUGAAAAUGAGAUCGUAUCAGGGUCUGUUGAUAAAACUGUCAGAGUUUGGUCGAAACAGAAUGGACAGUAUGUAGAGAAGGCCUGUUUAAAGGGGCAUACCCUCUCAGUAAAUGCUGUAUGUGGUCUACACAUUAACUCUAAUUCAAGUGCGGAAGUUACAUAUAUAGCUUCCUCUUCAACAGAUUCUACAGUCAAAAUUUGGCGGCAGCAGUGUUCUAAUGAAAAUGGUGAUUAUAAACAAGCUAUGAGUUUACUCUCGGCAUCAAUGGAUAAAACGAUGAUCCUAUGGCAGCCGGAGACAGAAUCUAAUGUUUGGGUAGAAAAGGUGAGAGUUGGAGAAGUUGGCGGUAACACGUUAGGUUUUUACGGCGGAAUGUUUUCACCUGACGGCCUGAAAAUCAUAGCUCAUGGCUAUCAAGGCGCUUUUCAUCAUUGGUCUUUAAAUCAGAUAACCAAUCAAUGGAAUCCGUCUGUCACUGGUGGCGGUCAUUUUGAGAGUGUUGAAGAUAUAGAUUGGGAUCGUAGUGAAGGAGAGUUUCUGUUGUCAACCAGUGCUGAUCAAACCACCAGACUACAUGCUCCUUGGGUCCAUAGCAACAGACCGGUAAAAUGGUAUGAAAUAGCGAGACCGCAAGUCCAUGGUUACGAUUUACAAUGUCUAACUAUGAUCACAAGAUAUAAGUUUGCUACUGGAGCAGAUGAAAAGGUGGCCAGAGAGAGUUCUAACCUAGCAGAGGGCGCUAGUGUACCAGCCCUAGGUUUAUCGAAUAAAGCCGUAUAUAACGAAGAAAAAGAAAAGAAAAAUAUCGUCGAUGAAAAAGUUAAAUGGGGCGAACAAUAUCCUGAAGUUUAUUUUCAUCCACAAACUUUAUCAGAGCCACCUAGUGAAGAGAAUUUAUUACAGAAUACACUAUGGCCGGAAUCUCAGAAACUCUACGGGCACGGUUACGAAAUAUUCUCAAUAGCUUGUGAUUAUCAUGGUCAAAUACUAGCUACAGCUUGUAAGGCGAGUAAAAGUGAAUAUGCUAAUAUAAUAUUAUGGGAUGUAGAAACGUGGAAACAGAUAGGAUCGUUAACAGGAUGUAGUUUAACGGUAACUAGGCUAGCUUUCUCUCAUAGCAACCAAUAUCUACUGGCAGUAUCACGAGAUAGAACCUGGUCUCUUUACUCAAAAUCUACAGGUGAUGGGAAGAGUGUUUACGAGAAUUGUAUAUCUGUUGAUAAAAAAACGACCAGUCACACGAGAAUUAUCUGGGAUUGUUGUUGGACUUGGGACGACCGAUAUUUCUUUACAGCGUCUCGAGAUAAAAAGGUCAUGGUAUGGAGUAUAAAAGAUCUAUUAAUUGGUUCUGUCAAACCUUGCAGCGUUCUGGAAUUACAGGAAUCUGUAACGGCAGUAGAUGUAGCACCACAAAAUUCUGUACAUGACAACAGCUAUCUAGUGAGUAUUGGUUUGGAUAGUGGUAAAAUAUUAUUAUAUAAAUAUACGCCUACAGACCAAACCUGGUACCUCUACACGACAUUACCUCAAAAAUAUUCUCAUCAUCUGACCAUCAAGAGGUUAAAGUUUCGACCGCGCCUGGGUGAGGCUGGAGAGAAAGAGACUAAUAAAACAAGACUACAGUUAGCGAGUUGUAGUCUUGAUCAUUCAGUCAGAAUAUACACCAUACAUUUAGAUAAAUUAUGAUGUUUGUGUAUAUUAUAUUCCUGAUAAAAAUAUAUUGUAAAU
Molecule: messenger RNA, 1929 nt
Organism: Lottia gigantea (owl limpet)
Lineage: Eukaryota; Metazoa; Mollusca; Gastropoda; Lottiidae
Exons: 16
Coding region: 1-1887 (628 amino acids)
Biological process (GO): tRNA wobble uridine modification
Cellular component (GO): elongator holoenzyme complex
Molecular function (GO): protein binding
Source: RefSeq, a predicted model, not a curated record